CAGACAGAACCCAGGCAGCCAUGGCUCUUUCUGGGUUGCAGAUGUGGAGAUGGAUACUAGUCACCUGUCUAAGCUGUAUUUUUACAAAGCAGGUGGUGGCAGAACCACACUACAUGGUGGCCAUCCCGGCAGUUAUGGAAGCAGGCUCUGAAGCCAAGUUCUGUGCCAGCCUUAUGCAACAAAAUGAGUUGCUGGAUAUGAUCAUCACUCUCAUCUCAGAGGAGGGAAAUGUGACCCUCCUUGAGGAGUCCACCAGCACCAAAUUCCACAAAUGUGUUCAGUUCAAGGCUCCGUCAGUGAAGACAGAACAGAUACAGAAAUUUGAGGUGUACGUUCGGGGCCAAACAUUUCAAUCAAGAGAAGUCAGGAAAGUCCUAUUUAGACCCUACAAUCCACUGACAUUCGUCCAAACAGAUAAACCAAUCUACCUCCCGGGACAAACAGUGCAGUUCAGAGUAAUUUCAAUGGACAGCACUUUCGUACCUGUCAAUGAACUGUAUGACAUCAUCGAAAUUAAGGAUGUUCAUGAAAACCGUAUUGGACAGUGGUUGAACAAAACAUCGGGCGGAAAAAUAUUGCAGCUUUCUCACAGCUUGAUCUCUGAGCCCCCUGAAGGAACCUACCACAUUAUUGUGAGGGCUGGUGACAGCACAACCUACCAUAACUUCAAAGUUGAGAAAUAUGUUUUGCCAAAAUUUGAUGUACAGAUACAUGUGCCUAAAGAAGUAAGCAUUAGCCAAGAGGAGCUCAAAGCUGAUGUAUGUGCGACGUAUACAUUUAAACAGCCUGUGCCAGCUAAUGUGGUAUUUGAAGUGUGCCGACCUAUGCAGCGUUAUGUUCCAUUGAUCAUCCCAGAACAUCCAGAGCGAAUCCUUGGGAUAUCCCCCCCUUGCCUAAACGAGUCGAAACAGCUGAAUGAGGAUGGCUGUGCCACUUUUACCGUCCCCAUAGCAAUAUUCACAAAAACCCACAAGUUUCUAAAAGACAUACUGUUCCUCACUGCUGAAGUGAAAGAGGAGGGGACAGAUAUUAAACAGAGCCAAGGCAAAACAAUAUCCCUGUCUCAUAUUAUCGGAAGACUCUCAUUUAUUGACACCCCCAAGGUAUAUGAACAAGGAUCUCUUGUGGAAGGAAAAGUGAAAGUGGUCUACUUCAAUAGAACACCCAUUCCAAACCACCCAGUUUAUCUUUCUAAAAGUCAAGGCUGGUUGAAGGAACACAUCCAGAACCUUACAACUGACAGUGACGGUAUUGCCAGUUUCUCAUUAAACACAACCGGCUCUACAGGGGACAUCAUGCUCAUAGCCAGUAGUGAAGUUGAAAUCAGCCCACGACAGUAUAACAUGCCAUACUAUGAAAAUGGGGAACACACAAUCUCCCUGGCCCGCAUUGCUACACCAGAGACAAAAACAGUCAGCUCCUUGGAGGUGGUAAAGAGUGAGAAACCACUUCUCUGCAAUGAAUUUGUGGACGUCACCAUCCGCUACUGGAUAGUUGGGGAGACCAAGGGACCCGUGGAUGUGUUGUAUCUGAUCUUGUCCCAUGGCACCAUUUUCAUACAAGGUGUUGUAGAGGCUCAAGUUCAAGAUGAUUCAGUGACUGAGAAGGAGGUGUCCAUUAAAUUCCAAAUGAAACCUGAGAUGGCGCCACUGGUCCAAGUGGUGGCUUAUGCUGUACUUCCCAGUGAUACUGUCAUCGCUCACAGCGCGAACUUUGACACGGAGAAAUGCUUCGUGAAUAAGGUGUCGGUGGCAUUUUUUCAGUCCUUGGCAGUUCCAGGAGAAAGGUCCAGCAUGCAGGUGUCAGCUCUUCAAGGUUCCCUGUGUGGCCUCAGUGCUGUUGACCAGAGUGUUCACAUCAAAGCACCAGGGAAGAAGCUGGAUGCAGACAAGAUAUUUGACUUGUUGCCCAUCAAGGCAAUAUCACAUAUUCCAUAUGAGGUUCAAGAUGAUUCACCAUGUUUGCCUGUGAGGCAAAAAAGAUAUGUAUUGCCAUACCCAGGACAUGGGAAGGAUGACCCAUACACAGUUUUUCAGAAUUUGGGGCUGAAGAUGGUAACAGAUUUGCAUCUCAAGCUUCCAUCCUGCCUCUUGUUCAAGGGAAGAACAUACCAGGAAAAUUAUGUUAUUGUGGCAGACAGGCAUCUAUAUAGAACCAGCAUGCAUCAGAGCAUGCCAGGUGUAGGGGGAGGACUUUCACGUAACAGUUUCCCCUCACCAAUAGAGACUCAGCGCUCGUUCUUCCCUGAGACAUGGAUAUGGGACCUUGUAGAAGUAGGCCAUACUGGAACAAAGGAUGUGUCUUUCACUGUCCCAGACACAAUCACCACUUGGGAAACGGAGGCCUUCUGCCUGUCCCCUGAGGGCUUUGGUCUGGCUACUCCUCAGGAGCUCAGAGUCUACCAACCCUUCUUCAUGGAACUCAGCUUACCCUACUCUGUUGUUCGGGGAGAAACCUUUGAACUGAUCGCAACCAUAUUCAACUACCAGUCCAACACAAUUGUGGUCAGUGUGACUCCAACCACCUCCACAGACUACACCCUCACACCCCUUGUCUCUCGUGAAGAGGACCAAUUCUGCCUGUAUGCGAAACAGCGCAAUGUCAUGAAAUGGAAAAUGACUCCCACUACCCUUGGAAUUAUUAAUGUGACGGUGAAAGCUGAGGCCUCAUCAUCACAGGCAUUUUGCAAUAAUGAGAUUGUGGAGGCGCUGGAGAGAGGUCGUAUUGACACGGUCACGCGCUCUUUAAUCGUGAAGGCUGAAGGAAUAGAGCAGACAAAGACUCACAACUGGUUGAUGUGUCCUAACGGACAUCCUUUAACUGAGGAAACAGAGCUACAGCUACCUGAGAAUAUGAUUGAUGGAUCUGUCCGCAUUUCCGUAUCAGUCUUAGGAGACAUCUUGGGCCGGGCCCUUAAGAACCUGGAUGGGCUGCUGCAAAUGCCAUAUGGAUGUGGGGAGCAGAACAUGGCCCUCCUGGCCCCAAAUAUUUACAUCAUGGAAUACCUGAACAACACACAACAGCUGACCGCAGCCAUUUCUGAAAAGGCUAAAAAUUUUCUUGUCAGUGGCUACCAGAGGCAACUGAACUACAAGCACAAUAAUGGCGCAUAUAGCACAUUUGGAACAGGAGUAGGGAAUACAUGGUUGACAGCUUUUGUGAUGAGAUCCUUUGUAAGAGCAAAAUCAUUCAUCUUUAUUGACCAAUCCAACAUUGAUGAUCCAAAACAUUGGCUGGAGCAUGAACAAAAACCUAGCGGUUGUUUCCGUAUGUUGGGACACCUCUUUAACAACAGAAUGAAGGGGGGAGUGUCAAAUGAACUGACCCUUACUGCUUAUGUUACUGCCGCUUUCUUGGAGAUGAACAUACCACCAUCUCAUGCUGUCAUACAAAACAGCUUAUCUUGCCUGAAGAAUUCUACCAUUGUUUCGGGUAACAACUACUAUACAGCUCUGAUGGCCUACGUUUUCACUCUGGCCGGCGAAAAGGAGACCAGGACCAAGCUUCUUCAGCAAUUGCACGAGGUCGCAUCAGAAGAGGGGGGUCUCAUCCACUGGAAACAAUCCUCAGAAGAGACAUCAUACUCUCUGUCUGUGGAGAUCAGCUCCUAUGUUCUGCUUGCCACCCUCAGCACCACCUAUACCACUGAGGACCUGGGCUAUGCCUCCCGCAUUGUUAGGUGGCUCGUCCGCCAGCAGAACUCUUACGGAGGUUUCUCUUCAACACAGGACACAGUGGUGGCUCUUCAGGCACUUUCUCUCUAUGCCACUUUGGUGUUUAGCGAAAAGGGCUCCAGCACAGUGAUGAUCCACUCGCCCAGUGGCCAGCUGACAUUUGUUGUGGACCAAAGCAACAAACUGCUCUACCAAGAGAGGGAGUUGCAGGAUGCAACAGGAAAAUACAGGCUGGAGGUGGAUGGUACUGCGUGCACCUCAAUACAGAUGACUCAGCGGUUCAACAUACCAACUCCCACUGAUGUGAACAAUAUCAGCAUCCAGGUCAAAACUGAGACAGACUGCACCAGCACAUCUCUGAGGCCUAAACUCACUUUGAAACUCAAGUCUCUGUAUAAUGGAAAGGAGACACCUACAAAUAUGGUGAUCAUAGAUAUCAAAAUGCUAUCUGGAUUUGUCCCAGACCCAAACUCUUUGAAACUGCUCAAGCGUUCCGUUGGGGUGGACCGUGUCGAAUACAAAGAUGAUCACGUUUUCGUGUACAUAACAAGGUUGCAUUCUGGCAUACCCAUAAACCACACCUUAGACAUUGUACAGGAAAUCGUUGUGAACAACUUGAAACCAGCUGUGAUCCAGAUCUAUGACUACUACCAUACAAGUGACCAGUCUGAGAUGGAGUACAACUAUCCAUGUGUCACAGGAAAUUGAAGGGAAAUGUGUGUUCAUCGCUAACAUCUGAGGUGGAAAAUGAUUUCAACCAAAUGCAAACCUCUUUUUUUUUUUUUUUUUUUUAAUUGAAAAUGCUGAUUAGUAUAUUCACAAACACAGUUGGGAAAGUAUCUUAAGUUUGGGUGUCAGUGCAAUGAUGCAUUUACAUGAAGCCAUGCGGCAAUGUGUGUUAUAAUUUUUCAUUAAAUACAAUCAUCAGUGUUCUGUACAUUAUGACAGGCAAAACUGCAACUGCACUUUAUGUAAAAAUUUCAAUGUCAUUAAAAGUCAAAAUAAAAAGA
Molecule: messenger RNA, 4684 nt
Organism: Lampris incognitus (smalleye Pacific opah)
Lineage: Eukaryota; Metazoa; Chordata; Actinopteri; Lampriformes; Lampridae
Product: alpha-2-macroglobulin-like
Exons: 36
Coding region: 21-4382 (1453 amino acids)
Cellular component (GO): extracellular region
Molecular function (GO): endopeptidase inhibitor activity
Source: RefSeq, a predicted model, not a curated record